AUGUCACGUCCAUACUCUCUCCUCUUCACCAGUGUCCACACAAGAGAGGACAUCCUGUGCAAGCCCGAGCGCAGCAGACCAAAACCCACAGCACCGAUUUUGGGACGAUUCAGUGGAGAAAUGUCCUUGCUCUCCUCCUGCCUCAAGGUAUACGGUAAAGGGAUAGUGAAGGAGAAGGCUGGUGAAAUUGAGUUCACGGUGGGGCGGAACGUCGGCACGGCGAUCCGGGCCUGCUGA
Messenger RNA from Knipowitschia caucasica, 237 nucleotides. Lineage: Eukaryota; Metazoa; Chordata; Actinopteri; Gobiiformes; Gobiidae. The record is from the annotation of a GenBank genome assembly.